GCCUGGUGCUCAGGGAUUUCAGCUGAAAAGUAUGAGACGUUCUCGGCCCACGGAUCGUUCCUGGAAUGCUCUGCGUUCGCGUUCACGUUCGCGUUCGCCAUUCCGUUCGCAAUCCAUUUAUCGAUCCCGGCCCUCCCGUUCGGAUACCAUUUUCACAGACAGGCCGCGACUGCAGCGACGUUUCGGCCGGCCCGCCACCUCCUGGGACAUUCCACCCGAGGGUUAUAGCCACCUGACUCCGCAGCAGUACAAGGCCAUGCAGGCCAGCGGGCAGAUUGCCUCCAGGAUUCUUUCGGAUGGCAUACACGCGGGGGAGUCCGCCGCGAUUUCGAUGAUCACUCGACAAGCUCGCCGCCUGUAUGUGGGUAAUAUUCCAUUCGGAGUUACGGAGGAGGAGAUGAUGCAGUUCUUCAAUAAUCGGAUCAUGGCUCUGGGAUAUGAAGCAAAAAGCUCGCACUACAUGGACGGGAAGGCAGUGCUGACUUGCCAAACGAAUCUGGAGAAGAACUUUGCCUUUCUGGAGUUCCGAUCCAUUGACGAGGCCACCCAGGCCUUGAAUUUCGAUGGGAUGGUCUUCCGCGGACAGACCUUAAAGAUACGAAGGCCACACGACUACCAGCCAGUGCCCUCGAUUUCAUUCUCUGCGAUGGAGAACUACAGGUCAUUUAGGGUCCCGGCCACCACCAUAGCCAAUCCUCCAAACGUUACCAUUCCUGUGACCACUAUUGUCCCCGAUUCCCCCAAUAAGAUCUACGUAGGUGGCUUGCCCACCUGCCUGAAUCAGGACCAGGUCAAGGAACUGCUGCAGUCCUUUGGGGAACUGAAAGGACUGAAUCUGGUGAUGGAUGGCAACACGAGCCUGAACAAGGGAUUCGCCUUCUUCGAGUACUACGAUCCCUUGGUUACCGAUCACGCCAUAGCUGGAUUGCACGGCAUGCUGCUGGGGGAUCGCAGGCUGGUGGUCCAGCGUUCCAUUCCAGGCGGAAAGAACGCUUUCCCCGGCCACACAGCACCAAUAGUCCAGGUACCGGGAAUAUCCACACUACUAGACCCUGGUUCACCUACCGAAACUCUCUGUCUGCUGAACAUGGUGCGGCCGGAGGAGCUCCUGGACGACGAGGAGUUCGAGGACAUUCGCACGGACAUCAAGCAGGAGUGCGCCAAGUUCGGAGAGGUUCGCAGCAUCAAGAUCCCGCGUCCCAUCGGACCAUUUCCGAAGCGGGGCUGUGGCAAGGUCUUCGUCCAGUUCGAGUCCGUGGAGGAUUCGCAGAAGGCCCUUAAGGCGUUGAGUGGUCGCAAGUUCAGCGAUCGCAUCGUGAUGACCUCGUAUUACGAUCCCGAAAAGUACCUGGCGGAUGAUCUUCAAUAAAGUCGUAAUAAUAAACCAUAUUAACA
Messenger RNA from Drosophila mauritiana, 1395 nucleotides. It is a transcript of the gene LS2, whose product is annotated as splicing factor U2AF 50 kDa subunit. NCBI's taxonomy places the organism in Eukaryota, Metazoa, Arthropoda, Insecta, Diptera, Drosophilidae. Gene Ontology annotation, biological process: mRNA processing. The coding region runs from base 32 to 1369 and encodes 445 amino acids. The transcript has a single exon. Gene Ontology annotation, molecular function: poly-pyrimidine tract binding; pre-mRNA 3'-splice site binding. The record is from RefSeq and is a predicted model, not a curated record. Gene Ontology annotation, cellular component: U2AF complex; commitment complex; nucleus.